Molecule: messenger RNA, 2565 nt
Organism: Pieris napi
Lineage: Eukaryota; Metazoa; Arthropoda; Insecta; Lepidoptera; Pieridae
Gene: Usp30
Product: ubiquitin carboxyl-terminal hydrolase 30 homolog
Exons: 9
Coding region: 571-1998 (475 amino acids)
Biological process (GO): protein deubiquitination
Cellular component (GO): cytosol; nucleus
Molecular function (GO): cysteine-type deubiquitinase activity; cysteine-type endopeptidase activity
Source: RefSeq, a predicted model, not a curated record
UUCUUUUUAUAUUCAUUUAUUACGUGAAUAUUGCCCCCAGUACUAUUAUGGAUGACCCAACAAUUUAAGUUUAUAAUAAAUAUGAAUAUUAAAUUAAUUUUCUACUUAAUAAUACAAUAUGUAUUUUCCACGACUUAUUUGGUUUUAAUACUAGGGCUGAACUAAAGAGGGCGUAACACAAAAUUUAUACCCUAAAAUUUAACUAUUCCCUACCAUAUAAUACAUAAUAUUAUUCCCUUUUAAAUUUUAAUUUAACCCUACUGCGUAUUUGUUUAUAAUAUCAUGCUCUUUGAAAUUUACUGCUGUCAAGUGCCUAUUAAGUAUUAACUAUUAUUUUAUCAUCUUAUUCUUGAUGAUUGAUCAUAUAACACUUAUCACGAGAGUAUUUUUUUUUGUAAAUAGAGUUUGUCCUUGUCUCGUUAGCCUAGUCACUCGUCACUUCUAGAGGAUUUUUUUAUAUUUUCACUAUCAGUUACACAAUUUAUUAAGGUGGUUAAGAAAGCGUAUACAAGAACAAUCAUGGGAAAAAAGAUUGAAAGACAGUAGCCCGUAUUAUUUUUAAAUUGAAUAAUGGAUGGUGGUGAUCGAAUAUUAGUUGCGGCGGGCCUCACGGCGGCGGUUGUUGUUGGUGCAUUCGUGCUGUGGGGUCCUGGUGGCGCCCCUAAAGUCCGCAAGCGUAGAGGACAGAUAGCUGGCUUACAAAAUCUCGGCCGGACAUGUUUUCUAAAUACUUUGCUCCAGGCGCUUGCAGCGUGCCCUAGUUUUAUAGAGUGGUUGAAGAAAUACGCGAAAGCUGAUGGACAUAAUAGCAUGAUUACAACUCUGUAUACUGUAAUAGAAGUCGUCAAUGGCACUCAUGAGUCAGCUCGAGGGACACCAGUGUGUCCCCUUGGUGUCCUACAAGCUUUACGAGCAGCGGGUUGGGUAGUGCCAGCCGAUCAGCAAGAUGCCCAUGAGCUGCUGCACGUACUGCUCACCUGUAUUGAGGAGGAAACUGCUGCUAUGGCGAAAAAGCCUGGAUGUCUAUCCGACGCCUUAGGACUGGGCGGCGGAAAGGCCUGGUCCGCCCUGGCGUCUCCGGCGUCUCCGCCCUCGGGCUCCUUCGGCCCGCGACCCGCGAGACCGGCCUCCGCCGCACCGGCUACCGAACCGGAUUCGACCGAUCCAGACGAGCCCGAGACGGAGCCUCCACCUCUGCGCAAGGGCGUGUCGCGGUCCUUCUGUCAGCUGAGCGGCCUGGGCCGCCGCUGGGCCUGCGCGCCUUCUCGGCCUGCGCCAGCGCCGCCCUUCAACGGCACGCUCGCGUCGCGCACCCACUGCACCGUGUGCUCCACGAAGAGUCCAAUUCGCUACGACAAGUUCGACAGCGUGUCGCUGUCUAUGAGCGACGCCGGCACCGGUCCGGCCGGGAGCUACGCCUUGGCCGGCCUGCUGCGCGCCUUCACAUCCCCGGAGAUGGUGAGCGGACUGAGAUGCGGGCGCUGCGCCCCCCGGGCCGACGGCGCCGCGGACCAGACGACCAAACACAUCCGCACGCUCAGCUUCGGCAAGCUGCCGGCGUGCCUGUGCCUGCACAUCUCGAGGGUGGAGUGGGGCGUCGGCGGCCUCAGCAAGAGGGGCGAGUUCGUCGCCUUCCCCGAGACGCUCAGCUUAGCUCCCUUCACGGCGACGACUCAGAAUCGAGGAGUGGAUAUAUCGAUGGUGCUGAGCGAGGCGCGUCUGCGCAGCGGGUUGUCGGCGCUGAAGACGGCGGGGGCGGAAGCGUCUGCGGGAGCGGAGCGCGCCCUGUACCGGCUGACGGCGGUCGUCGUGCACGUGGGCGGACCGAGAUCCGGCCACUUCGCUACGUAUCGCCGCGGGAACGGCUUCGAGAGCAAACGGUGGUGGUACACGUCGGACACGUUGGUGCACGAGGUGUCCCUGCAGGAGGUACUGCGGUGCUCGGCAUAUCUGCUCUUCUACGAGAGGGCGGACCCGCCCCUCAACACUCACUUCUAGCUCUCCGGUAGAUGUGUUGUUAUAAUGAAGUUGUGUUGGAAAGGUAAAAUAUUAACUGGCAAAUAUUAUGUUAUUGUAACAGUUUUUAUAUACCUCUGUUAUUUGUGAAAUAGAGUUUUUGAUGGGUUAGAUGCUCUAUCGAGUUGUGCCAUUGCGUUUAUUUUUGAAAUGUAAGGCUUGUGACUUUGAAUGAACAAUGAUUAAAAUUUCCACUAACGUGGCUCAUGAAAUUUGACUUGUCAUCUUAAUAUCUUAUAGGAAUAACUUAAAGAAUGAAUAGGUAGGUAAUCAAUGCUCGAUACAUAUUUGUAAAGUCCUUUCUCUGAAUGUUUUGUCGCUGCAAGCUUGUGGAGGAUAGAGCUCAGCAAUUACUGUUGAGGAAUAUCAUGUACUUAAACUUUGCAUUUAUUGUGCAUUUUAGCACACAAAUUCUAAGAUAUUGUAAUCACCUCUAUUUUACUACACCUUUGAUACUUAAUGUUUCCUCGAAUUUUAAAUACAUUUUUAAUAAUGAUAAAAGAAGCCCUGUAUCAGUCUUAGAUAAUAGACAAACAAUUAAUAACAUUA